Drosophila suzukii is the source of this 611-nucleotide messenger RNA. Its product is annotated as cancer-related nucleoside-triphosphatase homolog. Gene Ontology annotation, molecular function: ribonucleoside triphosphate phosphatase activity. Lineage: Eukaryota; Metazoa; Arthropoda; Insecta; Diptera; Drosophilidae. The record is from RefSeq and is a predicted model, not a curated record.
CCAUUCCUGGUUGAUCUAGUUCACUCGUAAAAUAUUCCCUAAAUAUUUACCAAAACAAGCCGGCAUGGAAUGUUCGAUUCUAACGACUAUUCUUAUAACAGGACCACCAGGAGUGGGCAAAAGCACUCUGAUCCGCAAGAUUUGCUCGAAUCUGCGGGAUAAAGGACACCUCCUCCAAGGCUUCUAUACGGAGGAAGUGCGAGGUGAGGGAAUUAGCCAAAGAAUCGGAUUCGAUGUGGUCACGUUGGCGGGAAAACGGGGAAUCCUGGCCCGAGAGAAUCCAGAAGACAAGCUACGACGGCCCAAAGUGGGCAAGUAUUCAGUGUUUGUCCAAAACUUCGAGGAUCUUGCCUUGCCACUGUUGGAUUUCAAGGACUCGCAGCCAGAGCCGCAUCUUCUAGUCAUUGAUGAGGUGGGCAAAAUGGAGCUGUUUAGCAAGCGUUUCGAGGCGGCCAUGGUUGAUCUUCUAAAGAAAAAAAGACCCUUAUUGGUGGAACAGCUGAGGAAAAUCCCAACUUCCAUUCUCUACCAGGUGACCAAAUCCAAUAGGAAUAUUUUGGCAGGCGAAAUUACAGAUCUCAUUACAAAGUCCUUGGUUGUAACAAAAUAAA